GGACUGGAUGCCAAUUUCGUCAAAGGCGUGAAGUGGAGCCCCGAUGGAACCUGCCUGUUGAGCAGCAGCAAUGACAAUAUCCUUCGAGUGUUUGACAAACCUCCCACCGUAGGCUACGAGGAUGCCACUUCCAGCAACGAUGAUGGCGAUUCCAGGCUCCCCGAAGCGCUAGCCAUCAAAGAACCUGAAUGCGUCUACGACACCACCUGGUUCCCCGGCAUGACCUCCUCCGACCCCACCACCUGCGUCUUCCUCAGCUCCGUACGCGAGCACUCCAUCCGCCUCUGGGACGCCUAUACCGGCGCACUCCGCUGCUCCUACGUCCCCUUCGACCAUCUCGACCAGGUGCAAGCGCCCAACUCUCUCACCUUCAACCUCGACGGAUCCAAAAUAUACGCGGGGUUCACUAACCACAUCCAGAUAUUCGCGACAGAUAGGCCGGGGAGAGAUAGUCGAAGAGUGGCGACCUCGCCGUCCAAGAAGAGCAGGGAGGGCCAGAAGGGCUUGGUUUCGACGAUCGCAUUCAACCCGGAUCGGAGUGGGUUGUAUGCGUGUGGGUCGUAUGCGGGCACGGUUGGGUUGUAUGAUGAGCGGAAUAAUGAGUUGUUGGAUCUGUUGUGUCCCGCUGCGAAGACAUUGAAAAGCCAGGGAGGCGGGGCGGGCUUCACACAGGUGGAAUUCUCCCCCUGCGGCACCUACCUCUACGCGGCCGCCCGCAAAAGCAGCCACAUCCUCUGCUGGGACGUGCGCAAAUCCGCCGAGGUGCUCCGCACCUUCUCACGAGCGGGCAACACGAACCAGCGGAUGUCUUUUAGCCUCGGCGAGGGCGGGCGAUGGCUGGCGAGCGGGGAUACCGAGGGGUAUGUGGUUGUGUUCGAUACAGGCACGGGCGGGGUUGUGAGCAGGUACAAGGGGCAUGAAGAUGUGGUGUCGGCGUGCGGGUUUCAUCCGAGUUUGCCGGUGCUUGCGACGUCGUCGGGGCAGAGGAGG
Molecule: messenger RNA, 990 nt
Organism: Fimicolochytrium jonesii
Lineage: Eukaryota; Fungi; Chytridiomycota; Chytridiomycetes; Spizellomycetales; Powellomycetaceae
Product: WD40-repeat-containing domain protein
Exons: 1
Molecular function (GO): protein binding
Source: RefSeq, a predicted model, not a curated record